AUGGAGCCCACGGAGAGCGGCAACUGGUCGCAGCAGACACCUGAGUUCGUCUUCCUGGGCUUCUCGGGUGCCCCUCACGGCCACAUCCCCCUUUUCCUGGUCUUCCUGGCCAUCUACCUCACCACCGUCAUCGGGAACGCCACAAUAUUCGCCCUGAUCCAGCUGGACGCGCGCCUGCACAGCCCCAUGUACUUCUUCCUCAGCCACUUAUCCUGCCUGGACGUCUGCUGCUCGUCCGUCACCGUCCCCAAGAUCCUGGCGAACCUCCUGCGCCAGCAGCCCACCAUCUCCUACGCCCAGUGCAUGGCCCAGGCGUUCUUCCUGAUGGCGUGUGCGGGCUCCGAGUGCGCGCUGCUGGCCGCCAUGGCCUACGACCGCUACCUGGCAAUUUGCCGGCCACUGCACUAUGGCAGCCUGAUGGGCAGGAGGGUGCGCGUCCCCCUGGCCGCCGCCUCGUGGCUCUGGGGCCUGCUGGACUCGGCCCUCCACACCGCCCUGGCCACCAACCUGGCCUUCUGCAGGUCCCCCCGGAUCGACCACGUCUUCUGUGACGUGCCCCCACUCCUGAAGACCGCCUGCAGCGACACCCGCGUCAACGAGGUGGCCCUCCACGCCGCCAGCGUCUUCGUGGGCCUGUGCCCCUUCUUGCUCGUCCUCCUUUCCUACGCCUACAUCCUGACGGCCAUCCUGCGGAUCCGCUCCAGCACCGGCAGGCACAAGGCCUUCUCCACAUGUGCCGCCCACCUGACCGUGGUCACGGUUUACUUCGGGAUGGCCAACGUCAACUACAACCGGCCCAGCGCCGGCUACUCCCUGGAGGUGGACACGCUGGUCUCCACCCUCUACUGCAUCGUCACCCCCAUGCUGAACCCGCUCAUCUACAGCCUCCGCAACGAGGAGGUGAAGGCAGCCCUGCGGAAGGCCCUGCGCGGCCUGAAGAAAGGCCGCUCCUCUGCCUGA
Messenger RNA from Varanus komodoensis (Komodo dragon), 960 nucleotides. Its product is annotated as olfactory receptor 1019-like. Gene Ontology annotation, cellular component: membrane. Gene Ontology annotation, biological process: G protein-coupled receptor signaling pathway. The coding region runs from base 1 to 960 and encodes 319 amino acids. Gene Ontology annotation, molecular function: G protein-coupled receptor activity; olfactory receptor activity. The record is from RefSeq and is a predicted model, not a curated record. Lineage: Eukaryota; Metazoa; Chordata; Lepidosauria; Squamata; Varanidae. The transcript has a single exon.